AUGAAAACAGAAUCAGAUAAUGAAAUAGAGACUUUAUAAACGAUGUGGAAAAACAUAAAACAACGUAUGGAAUCCAAACAUGAUGAUUCAGAUAUUUUUUAACAGCCUCCAUAAUAGAUUACAAUCAAUAGCCCAUAUGCUGCUAAAAAUUAUUAAGUGCAAAUUUAAGCUUUGCAGGAUGAGUUGUUCCAAAAAAACACUAAAUUGAUAGCUGCCCAAUAAUAAUUGAAUUAGAUUAGCGAUGAAAAUUCAUAAUUAUAAGAUGAAUUAGAGUAAGUGAAAGUUGAAAAUUCGUUAAUGAAAUAGAAGUUAGAAUUAAUAGAAUCACAAAUAGAUUCGAUUUAGGCAGACAAAGACAGUCUGAAAUUAAUAAGGUUAGAGAAUGAAUAGUUGAGAAUUGAUGUAAAAAAAUUACUUGAAUUAUUAAGAAAAACAAAGGAAUAUAAUAAUAUUGGUUUUGAUGAAAACUAAUCAUAUGUUAAAGGGAGUGUUAAGUUUGACACCAGGAAAUCUAAGAUAGAUGAAACAAAUUGGGUUCCCACUAAAUGUAUUGAAUUGAUGUAAGAUUAUGAUAAUAAGGAAGAAGUCUUGUUGCAAUUGAGUAACUAAUUUCAUAAUUGUUAUGUUGAAAAGAUAAAUAAAUUAAAAUAGAAUUCUCAAUAAGAAGUUGAGUAAUUAAAAAGGCAAUUGGAUAGCAGAACUACAGUUGAUGGAAUGCAACAAUAGAAGUAAAUAGAAAGAUUGAAGAAAUAAAAAAAUGGAAGUGGCAAGGAUAAAGUGGGCAUUUCUUAAUUGCAAGAUUGUUUUAAUUUGAUCAAAUAAAAGGAAUUAAUAAUCAUAGAACUUUAGUAAAGGAUCCAAGAGAUGAAUUAGUAAAUGAAUGCAGAUGAAAAUUAUGGCAGUAUGAAAAAGCAAGUAUUCAUUGAAGGGGCUUAAUGGAUGCUGGCUAAGAUAUUGGAUGAAGUAAUUGCUUAUGAAAUUAGUUUAAAUGAAUUGAAUUACGAUGUAGCAAUUAAAAUAGAGAGUCUAAUGAGUUCUGAAGAUAUAGUUCAAUAAUAAAUCAUAAACAAAGUCUAUUAUUGGAUAACUGAUACUUCAAGAGAAUUAAUUGACACUUUUAAAGAUAAGCUAUAAUCAAUUAUGAAUACUACAAAUAGUAGAAUUUAAUAGUUAUGA
Molecule: messenger RNA, 1176 nt
Organism: Paramecium tetraurelia
Lineage: Eukaryota; Ciliophora; Oligohymenophorea; Peniculida; Parameciidae
Exons: 4
Source: RefSeq, a predicted model, not a curated record